Molecule: messenger RNA, 1121 nt
Organism: Talpa occidentalis (Iberian mole)
Lineage: Eukaryota; Metazoa; Chordata; Mammalia; Eulipotyphla; Talpidae
Gene: JUND
Product: JunD proto-oncogene, AP-1 transcription factor subunit
Exons: 1
Coding region: 49-1083 (344 amino acids)
Biological process (GO): regulation of cell cycle; regulation of cell population proliferation; regulation of transcription by RNA polymerase II
Cellular component (GO): transcription regulator complex
Molecular function (GO): RNA polymerase II cis-regulatory region sequence-specific DNA binding; DNA-binding transcription factor activity, RNA polymerase II-specific; transcription factor binding
Source: RefSeq, a predicted model, not a curated record
CGGCCGCGGCCACUCCCCCCCGGGCCGGCGCGGCGGGGGAGGCAGAGGAUGGAAACACCCUUCUACGGCGAUGAGGCGCUGAGCGGCCUGGGCGGCGGCGUCAGUGGCAGUGGUAGCUUCUCGUCCUCGGGUCGCUUGUUCCCCGGGGCGCCCCCGACGGCGGCGGCCACCAGCAUGAUGAAGAAAGACGCGCUGACGCUGAGCCUGAGCGAGCAGGUGGCGGCGGCGCUCAAACCUGCGGCCGCGCCACCCCCGGCUCCCCUACGCACCGACGGCGCCCCGGGCGCGGCGCCCCCCGACGGCCUGCUCGCCUCCCCUGACCUGGGGCUACUCAAGCUCGCCUCGCCGGAGCUCGAGCGCCUCAUCAUCCAGUCCAACGGGCUGGUCACCACCACGCCGACGAGCACGCAGUUCCUCUAUCCCAAGGUGGCGGCCAGCGAGGAGCAGGAGUUCGCCGAGGGCUUUGUCAAGGCCCUGGAGGACUUGCACAAACAGAACCAGCUGGGUGCGGGCGCGGCCUCCGCCGCCGCCGCCGCCGGGGGACCCUCGGGCACGGCUGCGGGCUCCGCACCCCCGGGAGAUCUGGCCCCGGCCGCGGCCACGCCCGAGGCGCCGGUCUACGCGAACCUGAGCAGCUACGCCGGCGGCACUGGGGGCGCCGGGGGCGCCGCGACGGUCGCCUUCGCCGCGGAGCCCGUUCCCUUCCCGCCGCCGCCGCCCCCGGGCGCGCUGGGGCCACCGCGCCUGGCCGCUCUCAAGGACGAGCCGCAGACGGUGCCCGACGUGCCGAGCUUCGGCGAGAGCCCGCCGCUGUCGCCCAUCGACAUGGACACGCAGGAGCGCAUUAAGGCGGAGCGCAAGCGACUACGCAACCGCAUCGCAGCCUCUAAGUGCCGAAAGCGCAAGCUGGAGCGCAUCUCGCGCCUUGAGGAGAAGGUGAAGACGCUCAAGAGCCAGAACACCGAGCUGGCGUCCACGGCGAGCCUGCUGCGCGAGCAGGUGGCGCAGCUCAAGCAGAAGGUCCUCAGCCACGUCAACAGCGGCUGCCAGCUGCUGCCCCAGCACCAGGUGCCCGCGUACUGAGCCGCGCGCCCGGCGCAUGCGCGCCCCCCCGCGGGAGA